This is a messenger RNA of Neopsephotus bourkii (Bourke's parrot), 1908 nucleotides long. It is a transcript of the gene GPR160, whose product is annotated as G protein-coupled receptor 160. Bases 355 to 1374 code for a protein of 339 amino acids. NCBI's taxonomy places the organism in Eukaryota, Metazoa, Chordata, Aves, Psittaciformes, Psittacidae. Gene Ontology annotation, cellular component: plasma membrane; signaling receptor complex. The record is from RefSeq and is a predicted model, not a curated record. The transcript has 2 exons.
CGGCGCUGUGCGCUGAGGAGCCCCGCAGGAAGCUGCCGGGCGCCACAGCCGCUCGUCAGCGGGUGCCGAGCGGCCGGACCGGCUCCGCUAAGUGCGGGCCGGGGGGGGGAGCCUGGCCCCACCCGCCCCGCCCCGCCCCGCGCGGCGAGCCGAGCCCAGCCGAGUUCAGCCGUGCCCGUCCGCACCCCGGCAGGGUCCCCUCACGAUGCGGAGCGGCGCAGGCGGCUGCCGCCUGAGGGGGAGCCGAAGGUGGCCGCAGAGCACGCCGAGGAGGAGUGCGGAGGGGCGGUGGCUGCAGCAGUUAUGAAGCACUGUGCCCUGUGAUAAUUCCUUUGCUGGUCGCACCACUGGAGGAUGGCUGCCAUACUCUGUGAAAAUUGCCCUGGUCAGCACCCCUACACCCAGGUCAACCAGCCGCUGGAGAUCAACUGCAUGCUGCUUUUGAUUAUGUUUGGAAAAGUGUUCCUUGAUUUCUUCAUGUUGCAAGUUAAGAAAACAACCGUGAAAGUCAGUUUUAUGGGAUACUUCUGUGUUUCACUGGCGCUUCUUGAUUUCACACUGCUGAUGAGUAUCUCCUUCAUUUUUUAUUUUGAAGACUUUGCGCUUUGGGGUGUGCGAUUUACAAAGUACCACAUUUGCCUGUUCACUCAGGUGAUUUCUCUUACCUAUGGUAUUCUUCAUUACCCAGUGUAUCUUGUGGCUGGCCUGGAUUAUUAUAUUACUAUAGCCCAAACUUCUCAGGUGCCUAAAAGAGGUCAAAGAUUACUUUAUGUGUUUGCUGUGGUCACUAUAUGGCUUUCAGGGUUUUUUUGUAUUCUGAAAGUUCCCACUAUCUAUGAAGAACUAGACACUCAGAACCAUUUUUCUCCUUAUCGGUGUCCCCUCUAUGCCAGCCUGCAGAGUUACUCAGUCUCCUGUGCCAUGAUGCUGCUUACAGGCACAGCUCUCCUGGCCUGUUGGAAGGAAGUUACAACCAUGCUGCUAUCUGUCAGGCUAAUAUCCUUUGCCAGUCAGCCUGUUCUGAUGUUCUCUUAUGUGUCCAACAACAACAGCGCUUACUUUAGGUGGCAGCUCCUGACCAGACUCCUUAUCUGUUUUCUUGGCACUUGGGCACCUUUUGUUGUUCUUCAAAUCAUCAUUUUGUUUCUCGGUGCUCAGAUUCCAGCCUACAUGGAGAUGAAUGUCCCCUGGCUGUACUUCAUCAACAGCUUUCUCAUCGCGGUAGCAUACUGGUGUCGGUGUCACGAUGUUGAAAUGACAGAGGAGAUGUGGUCUACAGAUCCAUUUGUCAGCUGGAAAUUCUGCUUUAUCCCAUUUAACAAUGAAAGCACAGAGACAGCUGAUAAACCAGGCACAGUGAUUGUAAUCUGCUAAUGAGCUGCUGACUGAAAAGACUGCAAAUAAGUGCUGUGCAAUAGGAGAGUGUCCUCACAGAUAAUACAGGAAACAUCUCCAGAGCAACAACCAAUGUAGGAAAGUCCAGGACCCACCACCAUUGCACCAGAGCCUGGGACACACCGGGUUCCAGUGGGCAGGGAACGCCUGCCAGUUCAGAGAAUUUGACUUGAAUGUAUGGGUUUGAGGAGACCACUACUUGUAAGAAACAAAUUUUCGAUAAGCCUCAUGUUUAUGAGUAGGAUUUCACACUUCCUGUAACUGGAAUGAGCUCAGGUUUUGUAGUACAGAAUGCAAUAAAGCCUUCUUUAAAGCUGGGGCCCUUAUAUCCACGUUAUAUCCCCAUGCUAACCUACUGUCAAAGCUUCAAACAACUGCUGUGAGUUUUUGAAGCGUAUUUUCUUGUUAAAGUGUGACUUAUUGUCAGUUUGAUUGAAGUUAAGGGUUGUUGUCUGUUUAAAGAUAAAUAAAUUGUUUCAGUUAAUGUAAAGCAACUUCUACAGCUAUAGGAAA